This is a messenger RNA of Nilaparvata lugens (brown planthopper), 2141 nucleotides long. Its product is annotated as arginine/serine-rich coiled-coil protein 2. The coding region runs from base 255 to 1598 and encodes 447 amino acids. NCBI's taxonomy places the organism in Eukaryota, Metazoa, Arthropoda, Insecta, Hemiptera, Delphacidae. The transcript has 6 exons. The record is from RefSeq and is a predicted model, not a curated record.
UAUUCUGUUUUCUGCAUUCAUUCGGCAUUGUUUGGUCUUGUGAAAGCUGUACUCGUAAUUAAAGUUAAAUAUCUUGUUUAUUUGCAAUUUAUUAACUUUAUAAACAAUAAUAGAGUUGCUUUAUAAGUUUUACAAUGUAUGCCUGUUAAUAUUUGCCUUUUUGUAGUCAACAUGGACUUGAAACUACGUGUUGUAAACUAGUCACCGAAUAGGUUACAAAUAGACUUCCUAUAUUUUCAUUCUUAAAGUUAAAAAUGGAGUUAUCUCCAAUCAAAGAAGAAGAGAUACCUAAGCAUACCAAAGAAAGCUCGGGCGAUGAGAGUUCAGAAGACAAAGAACCAAAAACGUCCAGCCAACGAGAAAAGAGUGACGAAAAGGACAGGGAUGUAAAAGAUGACCGUGAUAAGUAUAAGAGCAAGCGAGAUAGAUCGAGAAGUCCGUAUCACAGGAGACAUCGGUCAAGAUCGAGAGAUAGAGACAGGAAAUCGGAGGACAGACGAUCGAAAGAUCGCAAGUCUGAGGACAGACGAUCGAAGGAUCGUAAGUCGGAGGACAGAAGAUUGAAAGAUCGUAAGUCGGAGGAUAGGCGAUCGAAAGAUCGCAAAUCGGAGGACAGACGAUCGAAGGAUCGCAAAUCUAGAUCGCCACACGGUAAACGAUCCAGAUCCAAGGAUAGGAGUUCCAAGUCACAUAGGAGGUCGAGGUCACGUAGUAGGAGACGAUCAAGGUCCCGCAGCCACAGUCGACGUCGUUCCCGCUCGCGUUCGCGCGAUCGCCGCAGCAGUUCGCGUCGCCACAGUUCGCAUCGCAGUUCGCGGCGAACCAGGUCGCGUUCCCGCUCGCGGUCCAGGUCGAAACACCACUCUUCCGGUUCGUCGAUGGGCGGCUACUAUAGUGGAAAGUACAAACAGCUAUCCGGAGGGGGUAGGGGCUCUUACCCCCACUCUGUCGACUACAGUCUCAUCAAGUCGCAGAAGAAAAUGGCCAUCUUGGAAAAGCUGGGGAUUGAUCUUGUCAUACCGCCCGAGAUGCAGGACAAAAAUGCGAAAGUGUUGGGAUGUGUGUUGCCAGGUGCUGGCGGUGGUGAAGGGGGAAAAGAUAAGCUGCCAGUGUUGUCGAGUGACCUAGCCUCGUUUUGCAACCUGACGCCAGCCAACUCCAAGGCCAUCAUGGAGCGACUGCAUCGCAAGAAGGUGCUCUGGCAGAAGAGUGAUUCUACCUCCACCACUUCCUCCACUCCUGCUGCUACUGAAGCAGAGGGAGCUAACUCUCAGCAGCAGUCGGCAGCUCCGGCGGGUAGCAGCGUAUGGCAGUCCUCGUCAGCACUUUUCUCCAAAGAUGGCGACGGAAAACAGACCGCCAAGUUCAAACGACUCAUGGGAAUUAAGGACGACGGCACAGACGGGACAACAGCUGUUACAGCUGCGCUGGUGGGAUCAACUGGUGGGGUGGUGGGGGAAAACCCAGCUGAUCAGCUGAUGAAGAAGCAGGAGGAGAUGUUCCAGAACAUGGAGGCCCAGUACGAGGUGGCUCGAGCCUCCACGCACACACAUCGAGGCAUUGGCCUUGGGUUCGGAAUACACCAGUAUCCUAGAUAGGGAACAGGUUGGGUUCGGAAUACACCAGUCUCCUAGAUAAGGGGCAAUCUCAAAUCAAGCUUCUUUAUUGAUGAACCUUCGCCAAUCUAAGAUUAUUUUCCUUGAGAUCGAAAAAUUAAUGUCUAUUCCUGUUCCUUAUUAAAAUAUACUUGUCGCAUUGAAUUAAUGAAUGAAUUGAGAUGAGUGAUAAUUAGGAUGUAUGUAAAUAAUUAGGCAUUGCAAUAAAUAAAACUAUGUUAGAUCAAAGAUUAUUUUUAAUUGAGAUUUGCGAAAUUAAUCUUGAUUGAUUAAUAUUAUAAUCGUUGAUUAAAGUCUGGUACUAUUUAUUUUACUUUACGAGAGCGUUCUAUAGCUCCAAGUUGAAACUUUAUAGCUGUACUGAAUGUUAACCACUUUGAAGAAGCUCCAUGGACAUUGGAGAAAUCAAUGUUUUUAAUUUGACAUCUUUUAAAUGAAAUACUAUUGUAUUACUUAUUGCAAUAAAUAGUGUAUGAUAAUUUGUGUAUAUAUUAUUUCUUAUCGAAUAAACUUAUUUGCAAAGAA